GUACCCAAAAAAGGGAGGUUAGACAGAUAGAAGAGCAUGGGCCGUGGGUCCUGCUGUCCCACACAAAAGUUAUUCGAAUUUUGACAAUUUACCGAACACGAGUACGGCUCUCUUGGGUGGGAGAGUGGGCUGGUACUGGCGUACUGCUACCGGUACUUAGGGGUAGUAACUGGCUCUAGAAUCGCCUAAUGUGUUUUCACCCCUCUUCUCUCUCUCUCUUCCUCUCUUUCUCUGUUCAAGGAACAACCAGCAUUUUCAUGGGGUCUAUGCUCGGUGACUGGCCCUCCUACAACCCCCACAACUUUAGCCAACUCCGACCCUCCGAUCCUUCCAGUCCUUCCAAGAUGACACUUGCAACCUAUCAUCCCACUCACAACCAGACUCUUCCGCCACCUGAUCAAGUGAUAACUACCGAAUCUAAAAAUAUCCUUCUAAGGCACAUGUAUCAGCGCGCUGAAGAGAAGUUAAGACCGAAGAGAGCCGCUUCAGAACAUCUUUUACCGGAGCAUGGAUGCAAACAACCAAGGGCAUCUGUCCAAGAUCCUUCCAACUGAGCCAACCUGUAUCAAUACAUGCUAUCAAUCGAUUCUCAUUAGCGUUUCCCAUUAGCGUAAAUGUUCUAAUUCUUAAUGGUGUCUAAAACGUACAUGCUUGCUGUAGAACUGAAGAAUAUUGUGCUAGCUCAUAUUGUUGUGAACUGCUUGGCAAUAUAAUAUGUAUAUCCACAGUAUACAGAAGAAUAAAAUGGUUAGAUAUCACUUUGUUUUUGUUGCUA
Molecule: messenger RNA, 775 nt
Organism: Humulus lupulus (European hop)
Lineage: Eukaryota; Viridiplantae; Streptophyta; Magnoliopsida; Rosales; Cannabaceae
Product: DET1- and DDB1-associated protein 1
Exons: 4
Coding region: 189-554 (121 amino acids)
Biological process (GO): positive regulation of proteasomal ubiquitin-dependent protein catabolic process
Cellular component (GO): Cul4-RING E3 ubiquitin ligase complex
Source: RefSeq, a predicted model, not a curated record